AUGCUUUGUUUACGCAGCCUUAUCACACAGGCCAGAGCUUUGUACCAAUGGCUAGAAGCAGACCGCCAAGGCAGGGAUCCUGAUGCUGCAGCCACAGGUGAAAACUUUGAGCAGAGCCCCCUGAAGAGGACCUUCAAGUCCAAAGUUCUGGCACGCUACCCUGAGAAUGUGGAGUGGAACCCUUUCGACCAGGAUGCCGUCAACAUGCUGUGUAUGCCUAAAGGCUUGUCGUUCAGGACACAGGUGGACCAGCGUGACCCACAGUUCCACUCCUUCAUCAUCACGAAGGAGGAUGGCUCGCGGACCUAUGGCUUCGUCCACACCUUCUACGAGGAGGUGACCAGCCCACAGAUCUGCUCUGCCAUGCAGACCCUCUACCAGAUGCACAAUGCAGAGCACGCCUCCGCCAACCCCCCUUCCUCCUCCUCCUCCUCCUCCUCGUCCUCCUCCUCCAGCAUGGACUCUCUGGCCAGCAGUUUAGAUGAGGCCGACUCCCCCACCUCCUCAUCCUCCAUGUCUUCAUCCCGCAGGACGGGUGGCUAUGACUCAUCGCGGGACACCCUCUACGUGUCCAAGGCCUUGUGUCUGAUUGCACCCAUGCCCUUCAUGCACGCCUGCCGCCGCUUCUUGUCGCAGCUGCACAAGGCUGUUACCGCGACCACCGCCCCCCCGCUGCCGCUAGAGAGCUACGUUCACAACAUCCUGUACGAGGUGCCACUGCCGGCUCUGGGACGCUCUCUCAAGUUCCACGGCGUUUACGAGCCCAUCAUCUGCCAGAGACCCGGGCUGGGGGAGCUGCCACUGGCUGACUUCCCCCUCGCAGAAGCCUUUACGCUGCUGGGAGUGGAGAACCUGGUCCAGGUGUUCACCUGCACCCUGCUGGAGAUGCAGAUCCUGCUGUACUCACAAGACUACCAGCGGUUGAUGACAGUGGCCGAGGGAAUCACCACCCUGCUGUUCCCCUUCCAGUGGCAGCACGUCUACGUUCCCAUCCUGCCCGCCUCUCUCCUCCACUUCCUGGAUGCUCCUGUUCCCUACCUGAUGGGCCUGCAGUCCAAAGAGGGCACCGACCGCUCCAAACUGGAGCUUCCUCAGGAGGCCAACCUGUGUUUUGUGGACAUUGACAACCAUUACAUCGAGCUUCCAGAGGACUUCCCCCACUUCCCUAACAAGACCGAGUUCAUUCAGGAGCUCAGCGAGGUGCUGCUUAGUUUUGGCAUACCCACCAACACAGGAGCUCCACCACGGACCCGCUCCAGUCCCGGCAGCACUCCCGGCAGCGCCCCUUCAACCCCUGGCAGGGAGCGCAAGACUGUCGCUCUCCGGCAGCUGGAAGACGAUGGGCGUAACGGCAACCUGGCUGGGGAGGAGCUGGCUGUGCUGGAGCUGCUGCAGGGAAACGCCACGCUUGAGAGACUGCAGGCGCUCACCAAACGCACUGGGGUGACGGUGGCCCGCGUGGACGCCCUGAGAGCCGGAGUCAAAGCUCAGAGCAUUGAGGGGCAAGGGGGCAGGACUGCGGCUGAAGAGGAGGAACUGAAGAACGCCAAGCUGAACGUCCAGCUGAGGGAGGUGUUCGCCAGCCGCUUCACCACCAUGUUUGCAGACUACGAAGCCUUUGUCAUCCAGAGCGCCCCAGACCUGGAGUCCUGGCUCACUAACAGGGAGCAGAUGCACAACUUCGACAAGGCCUCGUUCCUGUCUGACCAGCCGGAGCCCUACCUGCCCUUCCUCUCCCACUUCAUCGAGACACAGAUGUUCGCCACCUUCAUCGACAACAAGAUCAUGUCCCAGUGGGAGGAGAAGGAGCCACUGCUCCGAGUCUUUGACGCUCGCAUCGACAAGGCCCGCCUCUACAACGUCCGUGCUCCCAGCCUCCGAUCUUCCAGCUACCAGAGGUGCUCCAUCCUCAAGGAGUCUGCUCAGGCCAUCGAGCAGCGGCUGAUGAAGAUCGACCACACCGCCAUCCACCCGCACCUGCUGGACAUGAAGAUCGGUCAGGGCAAAUACAAGCAAGGAUUCUUCCCCAAACUGCAGGCCGACGUGCUCAACACGGGGCCGACCAACAACAAGUGGUCUCAUAGGACAGCAACAGCUCAGCGAAGGAAAGACCGCCACAGACAGCAAACAGAGCAUCUGACCCUCGACAACGACCUGAAAGAGAAGUACAUGCAGGAGGCCCGUAGCCUGGGGAAGAACCUUCGACAGCCCAAACUGUCUGAUCUGUCUCCCGCCGUCAUCGCCCAGACCAACUGGAAGUUUGUGGAGGGGCUGCUGAAGGAGUGUCGCAUGAAGACCAAGCGUAUGCUGGUGGAGAAGAUGGGCCGGGAGGCAGUGGAACUGGGCCACGGUGAGGCCAACAUCACUGGACUGGAGGAGAACACUCUGAUCGCCAGCCUGUGUGACCUGCUGGAGAGGAUCUGGAGCCACGGGCUGCAGGUCAAACAAGGGAAGUCGGCCCUGUGGUCCCAUCUGCUGCACUACCAGGCCCGAGAGGAGAAGCUGGAGCAGCUGGCAGAGUCACCAGUGUCACAUGUUCCUGAGAGGAGGAAGUCCGAUUGUUCCAUAGCGAUGCCGUCUCUUCGCGUGUCUCUCAUACAGGAUAUGAGGCAUAUCCAGAGUAUGUCAGAGAUAAAGACGGAUGUGGGACGAGCGAGAGCCUGGAUCCGCCUGUCUCUGGAGAAGAAGCUUCUCUCUCAGCACCUCAAACAGCUGCUGUCCCGACAAGCCUUAACUAAGAAGCUGUACAAGCGUUACGCCUUCCUGCGCUGUGAGGAGGAGAAGGAGCAGUUCCUCUUCCACCUGCUCUCUCUCAACGCAGUCGACUACUUCUGCUUCACCAGCGUCUUCACCACCAUCAUGAUCCCGUACCGAGUUGUCAUCAUCCCUAUCAAGAAGCUGAGCAACGCCAUGACCACCUCCAACCCCUGGGUGUGUGUGUCAGGAGAGCUGGGAGACUCUGGCAUCAUGCAGAUUCCCAAGAACGUCCUGGAGAUGACCUUCGAUUCUGCUUUCAGGCCUCACACGCACAUGUCCGCCUUGUUCAAGUGUCAGAACCUGGGGAAGCUGACCACCGUGCAGCUGGGUCAUGAUAAUGCUGGACUCCUGGCUAAAUGGCUGGUGGACUGUGUAAUGGUGCGCAACGAGAUCACAGGACACACCUACAGGUUUCCAUGUGGCCGGUGGCUGGGUAAGGGCGUGGACGACGGCAGCCUGGAGAGGGUCCUGAUCGGUGAGCUGGUGGUGCCCAGCGGAGAGGAGGAUUUUGGGAGAUGCUGCCGCACUCCCCCGCUGCAGCGCUCGCCAUCCCAGACCAGACGCAUCAGCAUCACAUCUCUGUCAGGACGAGGAUACAAACUGACUUCAGGCCAAAUUCAAGAGGCCAUCGGGGAGGCUGUGAACAACAUCAUCAAACAUUUCCACAAGCCAGAGAAAGAGAGAGGCAGCCUGACCGUCCUGCUGUGUGGAGAGAACAGCUUGGUGGCAGCUCUGGAACAGUUCUUCCAUCAUGGCUUCAAGUCUGCCCGGCUCUUCCAGAAGACUGUGUUUGUGUGGGACUUUGUGGAGAAAGCUGUUGCCUACAUGGAGUCAGCUGACCAGAUGGGGGACCUUCAAGAGACUGCGGAGCCCCUGGGGAUGACCUGUCAGUCACUCUGUCACUAUGUCAACGCCAUCAACUCCACCCACAGGAACAUUGGCAAGGAUGGGAAGUUCCAGCUGCUGGUCUGCCUCGGAGCCAGAGACCGUCUGCUGCCCCAGUGGCUCCCCCUGCUGGUGGAGUGCCCGGUGAUCCUUCAGAUGUACGAGGACACGGCCCUGCUCAGAGACCGCACCACUGUCAACGCCCUCAUCGGAGUCCUGGAGACGCUCCACGACUUCCCCAUCACACUGGAAGCCUCGCUGGUCAAAGGUAUCGACCUUUAACCCCAGGAUGGACCACCGGGCUGCCACAUGUCUACAUUCCCCUCACUACCACCAACUUCACCCACUGUUCCACUUUUAGCCAGUUACCUCUGGGAUUGAGGAGAGGGAGAGAGGACAUGAGGGACAAGAAAUUAAAACUGACGAGGGGUUUGAUUACCAAAGCAAUGUGAGAGACGUCAGGGCUUUGGAUGCAGUAUUAUUACCCCACCUGUGGCUCUGAAAGACCCUUUUAAUUAAAUUACAACCAAUGCUUAGUCACGUUUUAAUUCAUUAACUACAAAUACUUCACAUUACAAUUUUCCAGAACAUGCCAUUAAUUUUCAGGUUGAUUUCCUGCCUUUCAUGCAGCCUAUGGUUACACUGUUUGUCAUUACACUAAACGUGAAGCAACAUAAAGCUUGCUGGAGAAAUGCAAUCCAUAACAGUAUUUUGUCAUCAAAUCCUAUUCCAUACCCUGACACAGUGCUUGGAAGGAAGGAAAUUAAUCUGGAUAAUUUAAAGUGCGCUGAAAGUUGCGGACAGUAACACACACUGAUAUAAAGAUAAACGGGAUGAAAGAGUGCAAAACCACCCGUGUGGUUCUUUAAAAUGUUAGUAGCAGCAACAGCAGCAGCAGACGUGCCUGUGUGCUAGCUGUGUAGCCUAGCCCUCCUUCGGUAGGUACAACUAGACAUUAACUGCGUUAUAAACUCUCUCUCUUUGCUUUUAACUGGUGAUUACAGCGCCACUACCCCCACACCCUAGUUAGCGUUAGAAAGCAUGCCUGCGGGAUGUGGAAAGAAGAGACGACCUCAGGAAGAUACUGAGUGAUCGCUGAUACACUGGAACCAGGAUUAUGGCAAAGAUGGCGAUGUGACCCUCUUUUAAUUCUCUGGAGGGCGUUUGGGCACUUUCUCCACUUUUAUCCUGCUGUGUCUGACUGUAUGUAUGUGUGUGUGUGUCACAUUUCAAGGAUGUGUGUGCUCUGGUGUGUUUGCCCUCAAUUUAUUUUUAUAUCUGCCAACUUAAAGUUUUCAAAGUGAUCAACUGGUUUCUGUAGUGUACUGUAACACUGUGUGUGUGUGUGUGUGUGUGUGGGUGUGUGUGUGUGUCUGUCUGUCCUGGUAAGAGUGUGUGUGUGAUUCGUGCCAAUAUCGUCACUUCAGGAACAGCUAAAUAAAAAAAUUAAACUAAAUAAUCCUAACUGAAGGUCAAUUUACUACCUUUUUCCAGUGCUCUCAACCUAAUUGUGUCACACGAUGGUUGAAAGCUCUGGCAAAGGCUAGAAAGCGGACCUUGAGCUCAGAUUGUUUUGUCAAACUACCAUUCCCAAGAUCAAGAUUGAACUUUUACACAAGUAAGCUAAAUGUUCCUGUCUAUGGAACAUAUAAUGCACCAUUCAUGUCAUAUGGCAUGUGGAACUACAAGCUCCCAACCUUGAAAUACAGAAAAUUCCAGGUCAUAAAUACAGAUUGUCAACCAGGAGGUCAGAAAUCUCCAUUUUUUACUUUCUGCUAGAUGAAAAAUAGGAAAUGUCCCUUUAAAUCCAGACUUUAAUUUAAACGUUGGGCUUGUUUUCUUAAAUCCUGCUUCACAAUGUGACAUCAGGGCAUUUAUGUUGUAUGCAACAAUGUGUGUUACCCUUUCUAGAUUAUAAGAAGAUUGUCAUCCAGCUUGUGUCUGUGUGUUAGGAGUGUUAGGAGCUGGAGUCAGGAUGUUGUUAGCUUAGCUUAAGAAGUAGUCACUGUGCCUGUCUGACUGUUGUUUGCCAAGAAAUAGUUCCAGUAUUUUCCUCCUCCUUAAACUUUCAGAUUUCUGUUUAUACACAGGUUAAAAACCAGGUAUUUCCUGUACCUAACACAUCUUUAAAGUUGUUCCUAUGCAUAUUUUUUAAAAGGCAGUCUAGCUGUUUCCCAGUCUUUACGCUAAGCUAGGCUAACCACAUCCUGACUCCAGCUCUGUAUGUAAUGCACAGACAUGAUCCAUCUUUUGAUUUCACUCUUGGAAAGAAAGCAAAAAAACAUACUGAACUAUAUAUAAGUUUGUUAAAGCUGUACAAUGACAAUUGUCUGGUGCAAACUAACAAUAUACAGCAAGUGUCAGAGUUCAAACUGAUGGAGGUCUUUAAUGUUCAGGUUGUGGAAAGGUAUAAUAGCUGCAGUAAUGACAUUUUAAAGGAUAAGGUUGGAGUUAUCCUGUUUUUUUUAUUGUCAACAUUUCACAUAUGAAGUUUCUUAAUACUUUAUUACUACCCUACCCUUUUGGUUGUUAAAGAAAAAAUCUUUCAGAACACAUCCCAAGUAUAUAGUUUAAUUUAAAAGGCUCAGUAAUUUUGUGAAGCAGCUGGUCACUGUAGUUUUUUACAAACUUCACUCAAACAGGAGGAAAUGCAUCUUUUGACUAUUUUCAGUGGUGGAUUAUUCCAGAGUUGGUUCACAAGUGGGCAUUUACUGCCCUAGGACAUGUUUUUCCACGGAGGGUUGUUUGUUUUUGGUGAGGGGUAUUUCUGUGGGAUUUGUUGACAAUAAGAAAACUACAGAAUAUUAGCCUUUAGUUUAACUGUUAAUUCCCAUAUUAUAUGAAUGUAACACAACCUCUAUCAGGUAUAAAAGCAAGGAACAGGCUCUAUCUUUUCAUCUAUGAUAUUAAGGAAUUAAAUUGAAACCCCUUCACCUCCAAACACACAAACUGCCAACAGAACUGUGUGGAAAUUCUAAUAACUAUUGUUCUCAGACGGAUUUUUAUUCCCCCUUUAAACUUUUGCUGCAUGAGAGAUUUUGCCACUGUUGCCACUUACCGCCGUCUAAAUAAACCCUUUCUGAGGAGUGGUGUAAAUAUUCUCAUUAGUGCAUGUUGACAUUUAGACUGAGCUGUAUUUAUUGUGACCCUCUCUAAUUAACGCUAGAUGAGUUUUGAUAGGACAAAAAGUGGACAUCUUUGCAACCCCAGUUCCCCGUAGUAUGUUCACUGUUUCCUGUAUUGAGUCUGUGAAGGACGCAGCCUAUCAUGGUUUGUUUUGAAUGUCUUGAGUUCGUGUAUUUAUUAAUUUAGUAUUAAUCCGCGGCAGGCUGACAGCAGCAAAGGUAUUUUAAGGUUGGUGAAGCCUGUGGAAUAACUGGAAACAUUCAUGUCUUUAAAACGGUAACCACUAUUUCCACUUCAUGUGUUUCUAUCGUGUUUUAACCUCUGUGCUCCUGCUGCUGUGCCCCCUGAUGCCUCACCUACAGGACUACCCACAGCUCCAAAGCACAAUAACGGAUUCCUCUGUCUCGUCCUGGAUUUGUUUGUGUACAAAGUCUUUGCUGGACUGACUUCUUGGAGGCUUUGUGGACGAUUGAGAGUCCUCCGUAGACUACUGCACAUUUUGCUUACUGGGUGGAUUUGUUACAUGAACGUGUCGUGUGACGAGUGGUAUUAUUAACCCUGAGUGGAUCUGCUCAAACUGGAAACAGGAAAUGUGACAGCCAUGAUGGCGGUGGCUGCAUUUCCUGCUGCUGGCAAGACUGCCACCGGACAAAUAGAGUCUCGUCUGUGUUGGACUGACUACUAUGUUUUGAUAUUUAUUAUGCCUAUUUCAAUAAAAGCAUCCACUGUA
Molecule: messenger RNA, 7498 nt
Organism: Morone saxatilis (striped sea-bass)
Lineage: Eukaryota; Metazoa; Chordata; Actinopteri; Moronidae
Gene: dennd5b
Product: DENN/MADD domain containing 5B
Exons: 23
Coding region: 1-3924 (1307 amino acids)
Molecular function (GO): small GTPase binding; guanyl-nucleotide exchange factor activity
Source: RefSeq, a predicted model, not a curated record